Eruca vesicaria subsp. sativa (arugula) is the source of this 444-nucleotide messenger RNA. Lineage: Eukaryota; Viridiplantae; Streptophyta; Magnoliopsida; Brassicales; Brassicaceae. The record is from the annotation of a GenBank genome assembly.
AUGACAUCAAUAAACACAAGCUUUCACAAAGGAAGAGAAAGAGAGAAAGAAGAAGAGGAGGAUGAAGACGACACGUUCGAGGAUGCCGUAUGCACCAAGACACCAGCCAGAGUCAACAAACCUUUGUCUGUAAUCACUGAAGCGUUCGAAAACCUAGCGGAUCUGCUUAAAUCGGACAUAUCAACUCAAGAUGAGAACGGUUUGAGUCUUGAUGCUUUCUGCAGUGCAUGCACUCACGUCUCUAUCCUCUUCAGUUGCCUCGGCUUUGCCUCCAAAUUUGCGGAGAUGGAGUACACCUCCAAGGUUAAAGACUUGGUCGAAGCCUCGAAAACAUUAAACACAUUACAAAACAUUUUGGACCUAGACGUGGAGAAUGAAACAGUGAAAACACCAGGAAGCCGUUCACGUAACCUAAGACGUGUGAGACAAGGUUUAGACCUGUAA